AUGGCAGAUAAAGUGCUUGCAGCAAAGGAACUAGAGGUUGAUUCCAAAUUUGCGUCUAAGUCAACAAGCGAGGUCAGUAAAAGUGGUUCAAUAAAUGAAUCAGGUAAGACUGAUAAAGCUAAAACUGAGAGUGAUUGCAAAAAUUGCAUGAAAGAUUGCAAAGUUUGUAGCACAAAUGCAUAUCUCACAUCCAAAAAGACUGAAGAACUGGUUGCUAAAGUCAAAAUGUUUGAAGAUCAAAUCUUAAGUCGAGAUAAAUUGAUGAUAGCUUCAAAUGAGAGAAUAAAAGAAUUAACAGAGAGAAUUGAAAAAGAUAAAACUGAUGUCGAAUUAUUUAGGAAAGAAAAUGAAAAGUUAAUUCAUGAAAACCGACAACUUUCUGAAAAUCAUGAGAAGCUGAAGAGAACAAUAAAAGAUUCUGAUGAGCGAAAUAGUAAAACAUUCGAAGAAAAUUUUCAAUUGUCUGGAGUUCUUCAGACAAAAGAAAAACAAAUCAACCAGCAGUUGGAUGAGAUUGCAAAUCCUAAGCUUCAGUUUCAGGAAGCUAAGAUUGAGAAUGAAAGAAUCAAUCUGAAACUGAACAGUUACAGCUCCCCGAGCUUUGUUCUUCAACACAUAGUUCCCAAACCUAUUGGAAAGAACAAAGCUGGUGAAGAUGUAUACUCGGAUGGAACUGGGGUGGGUUAUCAUCAGGUUCCACCGCCAGUGCUAAACAAUUUUUCAAAGAAAAAGUCUGGGUUGGAUAAUGAAGAUGAAACAAAUGAGAAAUCAAAUGAUGUAAAACUUCCAGAAACUAUCGAUGUCACAUUCACUUCAUCGUCUGAUGAAGACAUUGUUCAGUCUGAAGUCGUAAAAAAUGUGGUUGAAAACGUUUUAAAAUCUGACAGCGAUUCGACUGAAGAUGAAGAGUGCUUUUUGAAUAAUUACAUUCCGAAAUCAAAAUCCCAAAACAACUCAAAUGACGGACCUACUCUUGUGAUGUACAAGAUGUCUGGUUCAGACAAGUUGUAUUUGGAUCUUCAAUUUCCACUUGAGAAUGUGAAUGUUGACAAGUUGAAGAAUGUGUUCAAAUUGGUUGAAAUUGAUGUUUCUGAAAUUGAGGGUUUGAAAAGUUCUAAAAGGCAAAUGAACUUUGAAAAAGAUAAAUCUUACUAUAAAAAACCUGUUGUACCGCCACGUUUUAACAACAAUAACCAAAACAGAUGGUCGGGUGGUUUUCAGGGUGGUAACAACAAUCAGAAGAGGAACUUUCAAAACAAAAAAUUUAUGGAGAAGAAAGUUUUUGUGAAAAGCUCAGGUUCACAUUCCAAGCAAGGAUCUGAAAUUUUUUCAAUAUCAAAUGAAGAAUUCUUUGAGAAAAAGGCCUCACAGCCUUAG
Messenger RNA from Helianthus annuus (common sunflower), 1377 nucleotides. RefSeq lists its product as uncharacterized. NCBI's taxonomy places the organism in Eukaryota, Viridiplantae, Streptophyta, Magnoliopsida, Asterales, Asteraceae. The coding region runs from base 1 to 1377 and encodes 458 amino acids. The record is from RefSeq and is a predicted model, not a curated record. The transcript has a single exon.